GAGUCUGAUGAGAUCACAUCUGGCUUUAAAAAACGCCUAGCCUUCGGACUUUUGGUGGCUUACUUAGGUAUCGAUCUGGUCCAUAUGCAAGGUUCGUUUGUCUCACCAGCGACGAACAUCCUCGGUUGCACCAACGCCUUUCAGCUCUGCAAACUUUCUGCCUUGGCUGCGCCUGGUUUCUGCCGUAGUCUUUUAACCUUGAUGACAGGGAAUUCUACUUUCUUCGUCGGCGCCAAUUCGGAACGACAAGGGGACCUAGUAGAGCGUACUGAGUCCUGCGUCCUCUGCUAUUGCAUUCAUGUUGAUUUUCCUUGUCAGCCCAUUGACUUGGUACUUUCUCAGACGUUUCACCUACAUCUUAUUCGGCAGCAUCAGUGA
Protopolystoma xenopodis is the source of this 378-nucleotide messenger RNA. NCBI's taxonomy places the organism in Eukaryota, Metazoa, Platyhelminthes, Monogenea, Polystomatidea, Polystomatidae. The record is from the annotation of a GenBank genome assembly.